Nothobranchius furzeri (turquoise killifish) is the source of this 4704-nucleotide messenger RNA. RefSeq names its product arginine-glutamic acid dipeptide (RE) repeats b (gene rereb). Lineage: Eukaryota; Metazoa; Chordata; Actinopteri; Cyprinodontiformes; Nothobranchiidae. Gene Ontology annotation, molecular function: zinc ion binding; sequence-specific DNA binding; transcription corepressor activity. Gene Ontology annotation, biological process: regulation of DNA-templated transcription. Gene Ontology annotation, cellular component: nucleus. The record is from RefSeq and is a predicted model, not a curated record.
GCAGAAGCGGCAUAACUGAUCAAGGAGCUUCCGUGUGCGCGCGUGUGUGUGUGUGUGAUGAUCCGCGGCACAUGCUCAGUUAUGUACAUCCAGACACAUCUGAGGGAUGAGCUGUGGUUGCUGCUGCUGAGGUCACCGCACUGAGGAGAAAAAAAACACUACACCGCCUCCAUUUUGAAUAGCCAUGUAAUAGGGGAUUCGCAUAGUUGCUGUGUGUGUAUCGCCCACUGCGCCGCUGUAGUGUCAACAAGCUACAACCAAACAUCCUUUGACAUGGACGACCUGUUCAGUCCGCGCAGGAGCCUGAACAGCACACAAGGCGAGAUAAGAGUGGGGCCAAGUCAUCAGGCCAAACUCCCAGAGUUACAGCUUCGACCUGCGCCUGGACCACAGGCUCAGGUGGAGAAUGAGGAGCUCAUGUGGACACCUGGAGUCAACGACUGUGACCUCCUCAUGUACCUCAGAGCAGCCAGGAGCAUGGCGGCAUUUGCAGGAAUGUGUGAUGGUGGAGCCACAGAAGACGGAUGUUUGGCAGCCUCUCGGGAUGACACCACCCUUAACGCUCUCAACAUGCUCCAUGCAAGCCACUAUGAUGCAGCAAAAGCUCUACAGCGUCUGGUCAAGAGGCCACUCCCAAAACUUAUUGAAAAAUGUUGGUCAGAGGAGGAUGUGAAACGCUUCAUCAAAGGCCUGAGACAAUAUGGGAAGAAUUUCUUCCGAAUUCGAAAAGACUUUCUGCCUAGCAAGAAGACGGGGGAGCUAAUCACUUUUUACUACCACUGGAAGAAAACUCCAGAGGCUGCAGGAACGAGAGCGUACCGACAACAGCGUCGGCAGCCGUCGUCUCGCAAAGCCAAGACGCGAUCUGCAGCGGCUCCUGUCAGUGCACCGUCUCGAAAUUAUUCAGUGGAGGCAAGUUCUGCCAGCGAGGACGAUCUGGACAGUGAGGACAGUGAACAGGAAGUAAAGAGCUGCAGCUACUGUAGAACAACGACCUCUAAGGACUGGCACCAGGGCGGGAGAGACUAUCCUUUGCUCUGCACGACUUGCCGCACUUAUGAAAACAAACAUGGAUGUUUGCCGCCAGCUCCAAAAUCUGCCACCUCGUCAUUCAUGUUCAAACCUGUUAAAGCAGAGGAGGAGGUGAACAACAAGCACGGCAUGAGGACUCGACAGAGCAAAGCACCUCAAAUGUCAUCUUUAAGAAGUGGCCUCAGGAGGUUCACAGGCCCCCCAAACAAUGAGGAUCACCUGUCCUUCACAAGUGGGAUGGCGUCCAGAUCUACAGACAAAAACGAAUCCUCAAGGAGAGCAAAUAAGAGGAUAAAGGAGGAAGUGGCGGCGCCAAAAACAACAAAACGUGUACGAGAAAGUCCUGCUCUGGAGCCUGAUGAGCCUGAAAAGAUCACACCUAAAAGGCCCAAAACACAGGAUCCACUGAGCUCCCGGUACGAGGGGGAGGCAGAGGAGGAAAGCUCUUCAGAAAGCCGCAGCGCUCAGGAUGACGGCAGCGACACCAAAGACAUUGAUCAGGACAACCGCAGCUCCUCCCCCAGCAUUCCCAGCCCCCAGCAGGGCAACGAGAGCGACUCCGACUCUUUUUCUCAGCCGAACGGGAUCCCAUUAGAACCAGCUGCCCCCUCUGACACACCAGUCCUGCAGACCCUCCCCUCUCAGGGUCCCCCCAUCACUCCUCAGCCAUCAGAAAGCAUCCCCUCAGCUGACCCACCUCGGAGCCCUCCUCCAUCCUCUCUUGACCCCCCUCCGUCCGGUCCAUCUGCAGGCUCUAACAGUCGAGUGCAGCCAGUGGUUCAGGCCCUGCCUGGGCCACGGGCUCCACCAGCAGCACUGGUGCAGGACACUCCUCUCUCUCCUGCAUUUCAGAUCUCACCUCCUCUCAGCUCAGCACCGCCCCCACAGUCCAACGAACCACCACCUCAAUCCUCCCAGCGUUCUCUGCCCUUCUUCAGAGAGGCUCAGCCUCCUCUUACUGUCCCCCAAGUCAAGCCCCCUCCCACCACCCCCAUUCCGCCUUCACACAAGCAGCUUCCUCACCCGUCUGCAGCUCCUUUCCCUCAGAUGCCCUCUAAUCUGCCCCCUCCUCCUGCUUUAAAGCCCCUCAAAACUCUGCCUAACCAGCAUCCCCCAGGUGCCCCUCCUCCUCCUCUCCAGCUCAUGCCUCAUCCUCUUCCUGCACAUUCUCUUCAAACCCAACCUCCAGUCCCUCCCCAGCUGCAGAAUCCUCCCGGUAAAAGCACGGCCCCGUCCCACCCAGCAGCUGCAGCCACCCUCCCCCUCACCUCCGUAACACCUUCUGCUGGUGGUCCCAUCCCGAGCCUGCAGGCGUCCUUCCAAACUCUUCCUCUCAGAGCCUCACCCAGCACCGCUGCAGGAGGGUCACAAGUUCAGAUUAAGGAGGAGCCGCCAGAUGAGGUGGAAGAAGCUGAGAGCCCACCGCCUCCUCCCCGGAGUCCCUCACCAGAACCCACGGUGGUCAACAUGGCGUGCCACGCCAGUCAGUCAGCACGGUUUAUCAAACAUUUGGAUCGUGGCUACAACUCGUGUGCGAGGACAGACUUUUUCUUCACCCCUCUGUCGUCCUCCAAGCUGGCCAAGAAAAGGGAGGAGGCCAUAGAACGGUCCAGGAGGGAGGCAGAGCAAAACGCUCGCCAAGAGCAAGAGAGGGAGAGGGACAGGGAGAGAGACCGUGAACGGGAUGCCGAUAGAAACUCUCAGAGAGCCUCCAGCUCUUCUCACGACAGUCGGAUGAGUGAGGUUCAAAUGGUGGCUCAGGUCCACGGACGCCUGUCCUUUGAGCCGCCGCCUGCCACCGUCGCAGCCGUGCCACCCUAUAUUGGUCCAGACACCCCAGCCAUUCGCACCCUGAACGACUAUGCGCACCCCCAUGUCAUGUCCCCUGGCAACCGCAACCAUCCUUUCUACGUGUCUCUGAGCCCUGGAGACCCCCUGCUGGCCUACCACAUGCCUGGCCUGUACAGCGUUGAGCCCAGCCUUAGGGAGCGUGAGCUGAGGAACCUCCGCGACCGAGAGCUCCGCGAGAGGAUGAAGCCCGGCUUCGAGGUCAAACCCCCAGAUCUGGAAGCAUUGCACUCAUCGGCCAACCCCAUGGAGCAUUUUGUGAGACAAGGGGCGCUGGGACUGCCCCACAUACCUGGCCCCUCUCACCCCUUUGUGCCCUUUCACCCUGGUCUGAGUCAUCUGGAGCGAGAGAGGCUUGCCCUGGCAGGUCCCCAGCUUCGCCCAGAGCUGAGUUACGCUGAACGGCUCACUGCAGAGCGGCUUCACGCAGAGAGGAUGGUGUCUGUAGCCACAGACCCAGCUGCUCGACUACAGAUGCUCAACGUAACUCCUCAUCAUCACCAACACUCCCACAUUCACUCCCACCUGCACCUCCACCAACAAGACCCUCUCAGUCAAGGUUCGAGCCCUCAUCCUCUAGUAGAUCCCCUAGCAACAGGACCACGACUGGCCCGAUUCCCCUUCCCCACCGGGCCAAUCCCAAACCCCUUGCUCGCCGAUCUUCCUCACGAUCAUGAGAUGUUGCGCCACCCACUCUUUGGAGCCGCGUACCCGCGAGAGCUGCAGGGUCCAAUUCCUCAAAUGUCUGCCUCGCAUCAGCUCCAGGCCAUGCACGCUCAGUCUGCAGAGCUGCAGAGGAUGGCGCUGGAGCAGCAGUGGCUGCAUGGGCACCACCUGCACGGAGGCCCUCUGUCAAAUCCAGAAGAUUAUUACAGCCGUCUGAAGAAAGAAGGUGACAAGCCAUCUUGAAGUGGUGCAUGCACUGAAAAUUAAUACUGUGUACUUUUAAAGCUGUAAGAGAAUAUUUUGUUUCUUUUCUGUUUUUUUGAGGGGGUUCGUGUUCAAAUAUUUCAGAAAGAAAAUAUUUGUGGAUCUAACUGUGCAUUCCUUGUUCGGCUCUUCAUGAAGCCAUCACAGUCCAUCUGAGAUUUUAGUCCCCUGUCGCGUGCAUAUUUACACUAAAACGAUGAGCAGUGUGAAGCAUUUUCUCCAAACUCUUAUCAUAUGCAGUCUUAACAAUUUGCCACAGGAAAUAAAAACAGACUCCUAACUCUAAAUAUUCCUUAAUUUUCCUUGUUCCUUGUACAGAAUGACAUUUAAAUCGGUGUGUGGAUAGUAGCAUGACUCUUUUACAAUAAAAAAAGAUCUUAGAGUAGACCGUUCCAUUGUGGCGUUAGGCUUUGGCGGCAUAGUAGAGGUUGGAUUUACUCCUAAAGCUAAUAAGUAUUUCUUUAAGUCCUUUAAAUUUUAUAUAUCAAGAUAUCUUUACACAAUAUAUCCGAAGCUUUUAUUUGCUGUUUUCUGAGACUGUAAAUAUUACAUGUUGACAGUAUAUGAUUGCUGUUGGUACAUCAGUAGAUGUGAACACCUUACCCUCGAUUCAGCAUGAGAACGGUAAAACCUUCAGCUAAAAGCAGCGUGUACUACUCUUAAGGUGUGACCCAUGACAUGUCUGUCUGUCUACUAACAGAAAGUUUUAAUAGAAAAGUGUCUCUAUGGUGUUUUUAGUGAGAAUGAGCCAAUUGGAUUAAAACAAAUCUUAAUUCCUACACAUUUAAAUGGAGUUUUAAAAAACAUUGCCUAAAUUCAGUAUUUAUGUGAUAUUAUAUCAAUCUGUAUCCAUGCCAUAUUUAUUUCAAUAAAUAUUUCUGCAAUAACACUUUC